AUGGAGGAGCCUCCAGCCAGGGAGCAGUCGGGGCAUCGAGGGCCACUGUACAACAGGCGGAUCGUGGCUUUCCUGGAAGCUCAGCUGGAGAAAGUGCGGGGCGUGGAGGCACCCGCAACUGCUGCGAAAAAGGAUGUGGCCAGCUUCAACCUUGCCGUGGAAAAGGGGAAAAGGCUCGUUGCCAAGCACGGCGCCGUCUUCGACGUGAGGGACUAUUACUCGAUCAGGGAGGCGUGCGCAGCAGUGGAGGAGAUCUGUGGGUGCCUGAAAGAGGUGCUUGGGUGUUGGGACAAGGAGACUGCUACAGGUAUCAAGGACGCUGUGCCUACGAAGGACGUGGAGGCGGACGAGGAUCUGCUUCGGAGGUUCCUUGAGUACGUACUGAAAGAUGGCGAGUGCAUUGUUGAAGGCGAAAUGGCACAUCGUUGGAUGUGCAGCAAGAAACGCCAUGAGGAAAACAUGAGGUUGUUGCACAUCGUGGAUGAAGGCACCAUCAGGCUUGGGAAAAAGUUGGGUAAAGGCGGCCAGGGUGCAGUGUACAAAGCAGUGUGGCAGUGCACCAAGGUGGCCGUAAAGACGUCGCUCCACGGAAUCGGUGAUGACAUACCUAUUGAGGAGUUGGCUGAGCUGCUCAAGGAGGUCAUGCUGCAUGCCACCCUCAGAUUCCACCCCCACAUUGUUCAGCUCCUGGCUACCACCAUAUCAGGCUGGAUUGUAAUGGAACUGGCACGGUCUGACCUACAUGCUCUCUGCCACUCUGGAGAGGUACUGGCCUGGGGAGUGAAGAAAGGGCUGCUCUUGCAAGGCGCUGCAGGUCUGGCAUACAUACAUGCUCAGAAUCGGGUACAUGGAGAUGUAAAGUCUGAGAAUUUCCUUAUUUUUGGAACCCGUCCAGAAGAAUACCAAGUGAAAGUAAGCGACUUUGGAAUGGGUUUUGAAGCUGCGCUGUCAAGGAGCAAGACAGUGAGGAUGGGUGGGGGAACACCGCAGUGGAUUGCCCCUGAGGUUUACAACAACAAGCCCAUCACCCAGGCUUCGGAUGUCUGCAGCUUCGGUGCUGUUUGCUAUGAGGUCAUCAGCCAGAAACACCUAUAUGACAGGGCCAAUCCUUAUGCUAUCAUGGCAAUGAAACUGCGUGGAGAAGAGCCUUGCCAGGUGGAUCCAAAUGAUUGUCCCCCACAAAUGCUGGAGUUAAUGAGGCACUGCUGCGCUCUUGACCCAGCAAUGAGGCCAACGAUGGUGGAGGUCAGCAGGAACUUGCUGCAGCUGCCUGCAGAGUGGCGUGGCAUGGAUGGCAAUGCAGAAGAGGUGGCAGCAUCACCUUCGAUAGGGUUGCUGUCACAGUCUUCAAGGUUGCAACCCCAGACAGCUGCAAGGCAAAUUUCCUGGGAAAGGCUAUCACGUGGAUGCACCAAUGAUGAUACCAGUGUGGCUGCUGCUGAGGCGCAGAUUCUCAGACAAGCACUGCUAGAAGGCUAUGUUGAUCAGAAUGGGGAGACGCCACUUCACUAUGCAUCGAAAGGUGAUAACAAGGCUGCUGUUGAGUUCUUCCUGCAGAACGGCGCGGAUGUCCAUUGCACCAAAAAGAAUGGGAGUACACCGCUUCACGCUGCAUCACGUUUUUCCAACAAGGAUAUUGUGGAGUGCCUCUUACAGCAUGGCGCAGAUGUGCGCUGCACCACAAAGAAUGGGGAGACACCACUUCACUAUGCAUUGAAAGGUGGUAACAAGGCUGUUGUUGAGUUCCUCCUGCAGAACGGCGCGGAUGUUCAUUGCCCCACAAAGAAUGGGAUUACACCGCUUCAUGUUUCAUCAUAUUUUUCCAACAAGGACGUUGUGGAAUGCCUCUUACAGCAUGGCGCAGAUGUGCACUGCACCACAAAGGGUGGGCAGACACCACUGCACAGUGCAUCGAGAAGUGGCAACAAGUUUGUUGUUGAGUUUCUCCUGCAGAACGGUGCAGAUAUCCACUGCACCACAAAGAAUGGAUGGACUCCUCUCUAUUUUGCAUCGCGAUUUGCCAGCAAAGAUGUUGUCGAGGUCCUCCUUCUGCAUGGCGCGGAUGUGGGUUGCACCACGAAGAAAAGAUAUACACCGCUUCAUGGUGCAUCCGGAUUUUCCAGCCAGGAUUCUGUGGAGUACCUCCUACAGCAUGGCGCGGAUGUGGGCUGCACCGCAGAGAAUGGGGAGACACCACUUCACUGUGCAUCAGUGGCUGGCAACAAGGCUGUUGUUGAGUUCCUCCUGCAGAACGGCGCGGACGUCCAUUGCACCACGAAGGCGAGUGGCAUAUGA
This is a messenger RNA of Ostreobium quekettii, 2295 nucleotides long. The record is from the annotation of a GenBank genome assembly. Lineage: Eukaryota; Viridiplantae; Chlorophyta; Ulvophyceae; Bryopsidales; Ostreobiaceae.